AGUACACAGAGUGCUCUCAAAAAACACCAGCGCAUUCACACUGGAGAGAAACUGUAUCAGUGCUCACAGUGUGGAAAGAGUUUUAAUCAACAGGGUAAUCUCAAAAUACACCAGCGCAUUCACACUGGAAAGAAACCGUAUCAGUGCUCACAGUGUGAAAAGAGUUUUAAUACAAAGAGUGAGCUUAAAAUACACCAGCGCAUUCACACUGGAGAGAAACCGUAUCAGUGCUCACAGUGUGGAAAGAGUUUUAAUCAACAGGGUAAUCUCAAAAUACACCAGCGCAUUCACACUGGAGAGAAACCAUAUCAGUGCUCACAGUGUGGGAAUAGUUUUAUUACACAGGGUAAUCUCAAAAUACACCAGCGCAUUCACACUGGAGAGAAACCGUGUCAGUACUCACAGUGUGGAAAGAGUUUUAAUACAAAGAGUGAGCUUAAAAUACACCAGCGCAUUCACACUAGAGAAAAACCGUAUCAGUGCUCACAGUGUGGAAAGAAUUUUAAUCAACAGGGUAAUCUCAAAAUACACCAGCGCAUUCACACUGGAGAGAAACCAUAUCAGUGCUCACAGUGUGGGAAGAGUUUUAUUACACAUGGUAAUCUCAAAAUACACCAGCGCAUUCACACUGGAGAGAAACCAUAUCAGUGCUCACUGUGUGGGAAGAGUUUUAUUACAAAGAGUGAGCUUAAAAUACACCAGCGCGUUCACACUGGAGAGAAACCGUAUCAGUGUUCACAGUGUGGGAAGAGUUUUAAUGAACAGCGUAUUCUGAAAAGACACCAGCGCAUUCACACUGGAGAGAAACUGUAUCAGUGCUCACAGUGUGGAAAGAGUUUUAUUACAAAGAGUGAGCUUAAAGUACACCAGCGCGUUCACACUGGAGAGAAACCGUAUCAGUGCUCACAGUGUGGAAAGAGUUUUGUUACACAGAGUAAUCUCAAAACACACCAGCGCAUUCACACUGGAGAGAAACCGAAUCAGUGCUCACAGUGUGGAAAGAGUUUUAAUGGACAUAAUCAUCUGAAAAGACACCAGCGCGUUCACACUGGAGAGAAACCGUAUCAGUGCUCACAGUGUGGAAAGAGUUUUAUUACACAGAGUAAUCUCAAAACACACCAGCGCAUUCACACUGGAGAGAAACCGAAUCAGUGCUCACAGUGUGGAAAGAGUUUUAAUGGACAGAAUCAUCUGAAAAGACACCAGCGCAUUCACACUGGAGAGAAACUGUAUCAGUGCUCACAGUGUGGAAAGAGUUUUAUUACAAAGAGUGAGCUUAAAGUACACCAGCGCGUUCACACUGGAGAGAAACCGUAUCAGUGCUCACAGUGUGGAAAGAGUUUUAUUACACAGAGUAAUCUCAAAACACACCAGCGCAUUCACACUGGAGAGAAACCGAAUCAGUGCUCACAGUGUGGAAAGAGUUUUAAUGGACAGAAUCAUCUGAAAAGACACCAGCGCGUUCACACUGGAGAGAAACCGUAUCAGUGCUCACAGUGUGGAAAGAGUUUUAAUGAACAGAGUAAACUCAAAAGACACCAGCGCCGCAUUCACACUGGAGAGAAACCGUAUCAGUGCUCACAGUGUGGAAAGAGUUUUAAUACACAGAGUGAUCUCAAAAUACACAAGCGCAUUCACACUCGGGAGAAACCGUAUCAGUGCUCACAGUGUGGGAAUUGUUUUAAACAUCACAGUGAUCUCAAAAGACACCAGCGCAUUCACACUGGAGAGAAACCGUAUCAGUGCUCACAGUGUGGAAAGCACUUUUAUAGACAGAGUCAUCUCAAAAUACACCAGCGCAUUCACACUGGAGAGAAACCUUAUCAGUGCUCACAGUGUGGAAAGAGUUUUAAUACACAGAGUAAUCUCAAAAAACACCAGCGCAUUCACACUGGAGAGAAACUGUAUCAGUGCUCACAGUGUGGAAAGAGUUUUAAUGGACAGAGUCAUCUCAAAAUACACCAGCGCAUUCACACUGGAGAGAAACCGUAUCAGUGCUCACAGUGUGGAAAGAGUUUUAAUACACAGAGUGAUCUCAAAACACACCAGCGCAUUCACACUGGAGAGAAACCAUUUCAGUGCUCACAGUGUGAAAGGAGUUUUAAUGGACAGAGUAAUCUCAAAACACACCAGCGUAUUCACACUAGAGAGAAACCAUAUCAGUGCUCACAGUGUGGAAAGAGUUUUAAUCAACAGAGUAAUCUCCAAAAACACCAGCGCAUUCACACUGGAGUGAAGCCGUAUCAGUGCUCACAGUGUGGAAAGAGUUUUAAUGGACAGAGCGAUCUGAAAAAACACCAGCGCAUUCACACUGGAGAGAAACCGUAUCAGUGCUCACAGUGUGGAAAGAGUUUUAAUAUACAGAGUAAUCUAAAAAAACACCAGCGCAUUCACACUGGAGAGAAACCAUAUCAUUGUUUACAGUGUGGGAAGAGUUUUAAUCAACAGAGUGCUUUCAAAAUACACCAGCACAUUCAUACUGGAGAGAAACCGUAUCAGUGCUCACAGUGUGGAAAGAGUUUUAAUAUAAAGAGUAAGCUUAAAAUACACCAGCACAUUCACAGUGGGGAGAAACCGUAUCAGUGCUCACAGUGUGGAAAGAGUUUUUAUACACAGAGUAAACUUAUAAUUCACCAGCGCAUUCACACUGGAGAGAAACCGUAUCAGUGCUCACAGUGUGUGAAGAGUUUUAAUCAACAGAGUCAUCUCAAAUUACACCAGCGCAUUCACACUGGAGAGAAACCAUAUCAGUGCUCACAGUGUGGGAAGAGUUUUAUUACACAGAGUAAUCUCAAAACCCACCAGCGCAUUCACACUGGAGAGAAACCGUAUCAGUGCUCACAGUGUGGAAAGAGUUUUAAUCAACAGAGUGCUCUCAAAACACACAAGCGCAUUCAUACUGGAGAGAAACAGUAUCAGUGCUCACAGUGUGGAAAGAGUUUUAAUAUACAGAGUAGUCUCAAAAAACACCAGCACAUUCACACUGGAGAGAAACCGUAUCAGUGCUCACAGUGUGGGAAGAGCUUCAGUACCUGUGGUGCUCUCAAAAUACACCAGCGCAUUCACACUGGAGAGAAAUUGUAUCAGUGCUCACAGUGUGGAAAAAGUUUUAAUCAACAGAGUCAUCUCAAAAAACACCAGCGCAUUCACACUGGAGAGAAACCGUAUCAGUGCUCACAGUGUGGGACGAGUUUUAAUACACAGAGUAAUCUCAAAACACACCAGCGCAUUCACAGAGGAGAGAAACCGUAUCAGUGUUCACAGUGUGGAAAAAGUUUUAAUCAACAGAGUCAUCUCAAAAAACACCAGCGCAUUCACACUGGAGAGAAACCGUAUCAGUGCUCAAAGUGUGAGAAGAGUUUUAACAGACAGGACUCUUUCAAAAUACACCAGCUCAUUCACACUGGAGAGAAACUGUAUCAGUGCUCACAUUGUGGGAAGAGUUUUAUUACACAGAUUAAUUUCAAAAAUCACCAGCGCAUUCACAGUGGAGAGAAACCAUAUCGGUGCUCACAGUGUGGAAAAAGUUUUAAUCAACACAGUAAUCUCAGAAUACACCAGCGCAUUCACACUGGAGAGAAACCGUAUCAGUGCUCACAUUGUGGGAAGAGUUUUAAUCAACAGGGUAAUCUCAAAAAACACCAGCGCAUUCACACUGGGGAAAAACCGUAUCAGUGCUCACAGUGUGGGAAGAGUUUUACUACACAGAGUGCUCUCAAGAUACACCAGCGCAUUCACACUGGAGUGAUACCGUAUCAGUGCUCACAGUGUGGGAAGAGUUUUAAUACCCAGAGUGAUCUAAUAAAACACCAGCGCAUUCACACUGGAGAGAAACCGUAUCAGUGCUCACAGUGUGGGAAGAGUUUUAAUAAACAGAGUAAUCUCAAAAUACAUCAGCACAUUCACACUGGAGAGAAACCGUAUCAGUGCUCACAGUGUGGAAAGAGUUUUAUUACACAGAAUAAUCUCAAAACCCACCAGCGCAUUCACACUGGAGAGAAACCGUAUCAGUGCUCACAGUGUGGAAAGAGUUUUUUUACACAGAGUAAUCUCAAAAUCCACCAGCGCAUUCACACUGGAGAGAAACCGUAUCAGUGCUCACAGUGUGGAAAGGGUUUUAAUCAACAGAGUCAUCUCAAAACACACCAGCGCAUUCACAUUUUACAGAAAUGAUGCUCACGGUGUUGGAGCUGCUUUGCUCAUUUAUCAGCACUUAGACACAAGUGUGACUCAUCAGAUUGUACCAAACAAGCU
This is a messenger RNA of Trichomycterus rosablanca, 4254 nucleotides long. Its product is annotated as zinc finger protein 850-like. The transcript has 4 exons. Gene Ontology annotation, molecular function: DNA-binding transcription factor activity; RNA polymerase II cis-regulatory region sequence-specific DNA binding. The annotation marks the transcript as partial. Lineage: Eukaryota; Metazoa; Chordata; Actinopteri; Siluriformes; Trichomycteridae. The record is from RefSeq and is a predicted model, not a curated record. Gene Ontology annotation, biological process: regulation of transcription by RNA polymerase II.